Messenger RNA from Glycine soja, 2336 nucleotides. RefSeq names its product patatin-like protein 6. Gene Ontology annotation, biological process: lipid metabolic process. The transcript has 4 exons. Lineage: Eukaryota; Viridiplantae; Streptophyta; Magnoliopsida; Fabales; Fabaceae. The coding region runs from base 407 to 1795 and encodes 462 amino acids. The record is from RefSeq and is a predicted model, not a curated record.
UCUUAUGAGAACUAGAGAGCCCUGCCCAACAGUAAAUUAUUAUAAUAUGCAUAUGGUGCUGCAGCUGUGCUGAUUUGGCAUUUUCUGGUCUUGUUGCUUGCUUCCAUUUCAUGUUUACAUAGAGGAGCAAGCUUAGCUACUUUCGGCAAAUGAACUCAGAGACCCAAAGAAAGCGAGUGUUGUAUGUUUUAGAACUGAGACAAAUAGUAUAUAUUUGUCAUCUUGGUUGGUUGAGCAUUCUUGUCAAAUGAGGUAGGUGAUUUAUUUUGACACGCAGAUUCAAACUGCAUGCAAUACACGCGCAAGAUGUUUUAAAGACCACGCCAGAAAGAGAACAAAAGAAAAAGAAAAAGCCUUGUUUCAAAAAAAAUUCCCAAUUUUCAAGGAAAAGAGAAAGAGAGAAAAAAUGGAUUGUAGUAACGAGUUGGAAAUGCAAGAACCGAGCAUUGAGACGGAUAAGCUUAGUUACGAAAUCUUCUCCAUUCUCGAAAGCAAGUUCCUCUUCGGCUACGACGAUCCAAAGCUCUGGUUCCCCAAACAAAUACCUACGAAGCCGGAAUCUCAAACUCCGGCGGCUACCGCCGCCGUGAACGGCGUCUCCUCCGUCAAGAACCAGCGCGGCAAGAUAUGCAUUCUUGCCAUCGACGGCGGCGGCAUGCGCGGGAUUCUCGCCGGAAAAGCCCUCGCCUACCUGGAAGCCGCGCUUAAGAAGAAAUCCGGCGACCAGAGCGCCACCAUCGCCGACUACUUCGACGUGGCCGCCGGCGCCGGGGUCGGCGGCAUCUUCACCGCGAUGCUCUUCGCGACCAAGGACCACCACCGCCCGCUUUUCUCCGCCGACGAUACGUGGCGGUUUCUCGCCGAGAAAGGAAACAAAUUCUACCGCGCCGGCGGCGGCGCCAGCAACCGCGGGUUCCUGAAGAAAAUAUUGUCCGGCGGAGACUCCGGCUCGGUGUCGUCGGCGACGGCAGGUUUGGAGAAAGCGGUGAAGGAAGCGUUCACGGCGGAGAAGGGUGGGAGUUUGACUCUAAAGGACACUAUAAAACCGGUUUUGAUUCCGUGCUACGACUUAUCGAGUACCGCGCCGUUUUUGUUCUCACGUGCGGACGCGUUGGAAACGGAUAGCUUCGACUUCCGGUUGUGGGAGGUGUGUCGUGCGACCUCGGCCGGACCGGGUUUGUUCGAACCGGUCCAGAUGCGGUCCGUGGACGGUCAGACGAAGUGCGUGGCCGUGGACGGAGGGUUAGCGAUGAGUAACCCAACGGGCGCGGCAAUCACGCACGUGCUGCAUAACAAGCAAGAGUUUCCGUUCGUUCGAGGCGUGGAGGACCUUCUUGUUCUGUCCCUCGGAACGGGUCAACUAUUGGAGGUGAGUUACGACUUUGACCGAGUCAAACGCUGGAAGGCCAAGGAUUGGGCCCGGCCCAUGGCCCUCAUUUCCGGCGACGGCUCCUCCGACCUCGUCGACCAGGCCGUCGCCAUGGCCUUUGGUCAGUGCCGCAGCACCAAUUAUGUCCGCAUUCAGGCAAAUGGGUCAAGUAUGGGGCGAUGUGGACCCAAUGUGGAUACAGAUUCAAGUCCCGGCAAUGUGAAGAUGCUGAUAGGAAUAGCAGAGGAGAUGUUGAAGCAGGAGAAUGUAGAGUCUGUUCUGUUUGGAGGAAAGAGAAUUGGGGAGCAGAGUAACUUCGAGAAACUUGACUGGUUUGCUGGAGAACUUGUUCAGGAGCAUCAGAGGAGGAGCUGCAGAAUAGCUCCCACUGUUGCUUUCAAGCAAGCUAACCCAAAAGCGACUUAGGCCAUCCAUGGCCAACAACAGUUCAAAGAAUCAACCUAAAGAAAAAGUGAAAAACCGAUAUAGGAGGAAGCAGGAGCAAGGGAAAAAAAAACAAGAAAAGAAAAAGGCAGAUAGUAGUAGUAUAGCAGCUUUUCUUUUCAGGAUAGACAAAGAAGGUUAGGGAGUCGAGUGAAAAGGACAAGUGGUGUAAAAAGGCUGGAAAAUCUUUGUGGGAUACUUUGCCCUCUAGUGGACAGACAUUGUGGUGUCCACUCUACCUUUCUAUUAGGGUAAGAAACGAAGAAAGAAAAGGCCAGUGUCUGAGUUGAAGCUUUUUAGGGUCAAACAUGAAUCAAGUGUGAAUUUUUUAUUUUUAAAAUGAGAAUUCAGGGUGGUAAAUUGGAUUACAUUCUUCCAUUCCAUUCUACUUUCUUCUUCUUAAGGAUAUUUUGUAAAUCUCUUUUUCAUAUUAAAAAUGUUUUUAUCGAUGCUUCAAAGAAACUAUGGAGGUGGUGGGCUACGUUGUUAUUAUAAAUUAUAAAUAUGUGGCCACACUUGUCUC